Monomorium pharaonis (pharaoh ant) is the source of this 2752-nucleotide messenger RNA. RefSeq lists its product as uncharacterized. Bases 628 to 1632 code for a protein of 334 amino acids. The record is from RefSeq and is a predicted model, not a curated record. Gene Ontology annotation, molecular function: oxidoreductase activity. The transcript has 8 exons. Lineage: Eukaryota; Metazoa; Arthropoda; Insecta; Hymenoptera; Formicidae.
AUUAUACUUUUAAUUAAUUUAAAAGAUUAUAAAAAAUGAAAAAUGAAUAAGAUGAUUAAUAAAAGAAAUGAAUAUUUUGAAGAUAUGACCAGGGCAAAACAAUUUCAUGAUUUAUUUUAACGACGUAGAAGUUUUUUAACUUCGAUACGGGGAAAACUUCUGUGAUCUGUAAUAAUCACGUAAAACAAACAUUUUAAUGAUAGUCUCAACAGUAUCUCCUACUGAACAAGUAGCAUUGAUAAUCACGUAAAACAAACAUUUUAAUGAUAGUCUCAACAAUAUCUCCUGCUGAAUAAGUAGCAUGACGUUCAAAUCUAUUAUCGGCAUUUUCUCAGUAACGGAAAAAAAAACGAAGAUGCUUUAUUACGCCACCAAAUGUACUGAAAUGUGAGCUCUAUAAAUCUUGCGUGGCGGAAUAAUCUGUAACAUUAUUGCCAAGCUUUCGAAAUGAAUAGAAUGUGUAGUGCUGUAUAGUGUUUCAUCUUCGUUAAUAACAAACAAGUUAAAUUUUUACAAUAUCGUGUUAUCGUGUAUAAAGUAAAAACGUUUAUUCCAUUUAUUCCAAAAAGAAACAAAUUUCUAUUAAAAGUAGUAAAAAUAAUACUAACGUGUGAUUUAAACAGAAAGAUGAAGAGAAGGCACAUCGACGACGUUCAAAUGUCAACGGUAGAUGAACAUUUUAAUUUACUAUUAAAGGAUAAUAAUUUAAUCGAACAAAAUUUUACUCGUGUUACACAUGAAGAUCUUCCAAGCUGGUAUGAUGAAGAAUUAUUUAAAGAAGGUCAAAACUAUUAUAAGCGAAACAUGAUGCAAAUGGUAUUAAGCAGCUUCGUUGGGCUUCUCGCGAUAAUAGCAUUCCCAGAAACAUUAAAGAUACUCAAAUACACCGGAAAAAGCAGUUUACCUUGCGUAACUUUUAGCAGAUAUACUCAAACUCUUCUACAUAUUUACAAGCUGUAUACGAGUGACCCAAAUGACCCAAAAUCAGACUUAUAUAAGACAAUAAACGUAAUUCAUUUGAAACACAAGAUGAUUAGUAAGAGAGCAGAGAAUGUUGGUAUUGGAGGGAUUUAUCAACGAGAUAUGGCAAUCACACAAUUCGCUUUCAUAGGAUAUAUGUUAAUCGUUCCAAAGUCUAUUGGCUUGUACAGUAGGCCGCAAGAACAGGAAGCACUUAAUCAUUUUUGGCGUGUGAUAGGUCACUUGUUGGGAAUUCCUGAUAGAUUAAAUCUAUGUCGUAAAACUGCAGCAGAAACUCACAAAUUAUGUCUAAAAAUAAAUGACAUCUUAACAGAUUGUUUAAAUAAUGCUCCAUGUGAAUUCUAUCACAUGGCAUUAGCUAUAUUAGAUGGAUUGUGGUAUAUUGACAUGACUUUAGAUAAACAUGCGUUUUUAAAAUUUACUUAUCAACUGCAUGGUUUAGAAUAUAAUAAACCGCUUGGAUGGUAUAGUAGAUUAAAUGCAAAAUAUCGUGAUUUUGUACUUUAUCUGUGUCUUAUACCUUAUGUCGGAGCAAUAGUAAAAACUUAUUAUAAGUACGUUCUUCUAUUUACAUUAUGGCUUGUGCAAAAAUGGCCUAUAUUAGCGUGGUUAUCAUUCGGAAAAAACAAUUCCCGGAUCACACUAUAUUAAAGAUGUAAUCGCAUCGAAUAUAAUUACCGUUCUUUUUUUGCUCUUACAUAAAUAAUUUUUUUCAUGUAACAGUAAAUCUAUUUAAGUUAUACUGACAAUUAAUUAAUUAACAAUUAAAUAACCGCAUGUAAUUCAUUUAUUCGAAAAAUUUUACUUAAUUACGGUGCUCAAAACUUUAUAUUAUCGAAAUCCAAUAUUUAAAAAAAAAACCUUUUAAUGAAUUCUACUAUUUAAAACGAAUCUUUUUGUAAUCUAAAUCUCCUUUAAAGUUUUAUAUAAUUUUCUUGACUAAAAAGUUUUAAAACGUUUUAAAAAAUUCUAUUAAUUUUAUAAAGUACAUGACUAUAAAUUUGUUAAGAGAGUUCCUCUGCUCAGACCCGGCACAACAAGUGGCACAGGGGUUCAAGUAAAGAAAAAUAUUCAAAUGACCAUUUUGUUGCCUUCUUUUUUUUGCUCUACCACCCUUAGAUAACUAAAUACAACAAUUUGAAAUUCAUGUUAUAUCACUAGCACACAUUUACCACACUUACGUGCUGUAUUCAAUUAUUGUAAACUUUUUUUAUCUUAUCAAUUAUUUCACUCAAACGAGCAAGUGCAUUGUUUCAAAAAUUUAAUAGUACUUUUCUAGACAGUUAAGAUGUAUUAUUGUAAAGUUUCACUAACAUCUGUUCAUUACUUCUAUAUUUAAUACGACAAUAAAAACUGAAAAAUCCUGAAAAUUCAUCGAUUCCCAUAAGAGCUCAUGUUAAUAAAAUAUUUAAUAUCUAAAUAACUAGCUAGUUCAGCUUUCUAAAAUUUUGACAGUCAAUUUAUAUCACUAAUUUAAACUUCUCUACAAAAUUUCAUGAAAAUCUGUUUAUUUUGAUUUAGCAGUGGAACUCCCUUAAGACAUUUAUUUUGGAUUCUUUUCUGAAUUAAAUGCUCUUUAGUAAAAAAAAAUAUAUAUAUGUAUAAUGUGUGUGUGUGCGUGUGUGUAUGUAUGCGUGCGUGUAUUGUAAAUAUGUUUCUAAUUGUUAGUAUUAUCACAUUGAUUGCCGAUUUCAGUUCCAGAAUAUCUGUCAUUAUAAUUUCUGUUUAAUUUACAAAUUUCAAAUAAAAACAAAUGUUUUUAUCUUUACAA